Molecule: messenger RNA, 2063 nt
Organism: Myotis brandtii (Brandt's bat)
Lineage: Eukaryota; Metazoa; Chordata; Mammalia; Chiroptera; Vespertilionidae
Gene: ZNF768
Product: zinc finger protein 768
Exons: 2
Coding region: 13-1569 (518 amino acids)
Biological process (GO): transcription by RNA polymerase II
Molecular function (GO): DNA binding
Source: RefSeq, a predicted model, not a curated record
GAGCCAGCGGGGAUGGAACGGGAGGCGUCGCCGUGGGGCCUCGAACCCCGGGAUGUGCAAAGUCCUGACGAAGUGGGGCCCGAAGGGUCCCUCGAAGGCAACAUGCGUGAGAAUGAGGAAGAGGAAAUUUCUCAGCAAGAAAGCACUGGGGACUAUGAGGUCGAAGAGAUACCUUUUGGGCUGGAACCCCAGAGCCCUGGGUUUGAGUCACAAAGCCCAGAGUUUGAACCCCAGAGCCCCAGGUUUGAGCCUGAAAGCCCAGGUUUUGAGUCCCGAAGCCCUGGGUUUGUGCCCCCAAGCCCCGAAUUUGCACCCAGAACCCCUGAUUCAGAUCCUCAGAGCCCUGAGUUUGAACCACAAAGCCCUGGGUAUGAGCCCCAGAGCCCUGGGUAUGAACCCCAGAGCCCUGAGUUCAAAACCCAAAGCCCUGAAUUUGAAGCUCAAAGUUCCAAAUUCCAGGAAGGUACAGAGGUGCUUCUCAAUCCCGAGGAAAAGAGUCCCUUGAGCAUCCCCUUGGGAGUCCAUCCCUUGGACUCCUUCACACAGGGGUUUGGGGAGCAGCCCACAGCAGACCUUCCCCUAGGGCCACCUUUUGAGAUGCCCACAGGGGCCCUGCUGACUACCCCCCAGUUUGAGAUGCUCCAGAAUCCUCUGGACCUGACAGGAACCCUUCGGGGUUCAGGCCGACGGGGUGGUCGGGCCAGGGGUGGACAGGGCCCUCGGCCUAACAUCUGUGGCAUCUGUGGGAAGAGCUUCGGCCGGGGCUCCACCCUCAUCCAGCACCAGCGAAUCCACACGGGCGAAAAGCCCUACAAAUGUGAGGUCUGCAGCAAGGCCUUCUCUCAGAGCUCUGACCUCAUCAAGCACCAGCGCACCCACACGGGGGAGCGGCCCUACAAGUGUCCCCGUUGUGGCAAGGCCUUCGCCGACAGCUCUUACCUGCUUCGCCACCAGCGCACUCACUCUGGUCAGAAGCCCUACAAGUGCCCGCACUGCGGCAAGGCCUUCGGAGACAGCUCCUACCUCCUGCGGCACCAGCGCACGCACAGCCACGAGCGGCCCUACAGCUGCCCCGAGUGUGGCAAAUGCUACAGCCAGAACUCAUCCCUGCGGAGUCACCAGAGGGUGCACACUGGGCAGAGGCCCUUCAGCUGUGGCAUCUGCGGCAAGAGCUUCUCCCAGCGCUCGGCACUAAUCCCCCAUGCCCGCAGCCAUGCCCGCGAGAAGCCUUUCAAGUGCCCCGAAUGCGGCAAGCGCUUUGGUCAGAGCUCUGUGCUGGCCAUCCACGCCCGCACCCACCUGCCAGGCCGCACCUACAGCUGCCCAGAUUGUGGGAAGACCUUCAAUCGCUCCUCCACGCUGAUUCAGCACCAGCGUUCGCACACGGGCGAGAGGCCCUACAGGUGUGCUGUGUGCGGCAAGGGCUUCUGCCGCUCCUCCACGCUGCUGCAGCACCACCGCGUCCACAGCGGGGAGCGGCCCUACAAGUGCGAUGACUGUGGGAAGGCCUUCUCCCAGAGCUCCGACCUUAUCCGCCACCAGCGAACCCAUGCCGCUGGCCGUCGCUGACCAGGGCUGUGGUGGGCAGAAGGGGAGGGGACGGAGCUAGAGAAACCUUUAGAAUAGUGGAAAGGCUGGAGGAGUUGAGGAUUCUAGGAGGAGAGGGGGCUAGGGAGGAGAAAGUUAUAUGCCCUGGAGAUUUAUGGGAAAUGGGUAAUGAAGAGGGGUUGGAGGUAGGCCAAACAGGCUGCAGGAGGCUCUGGAAGAAUUCAGAAAGAGGUCAACAGAGAGCUGGCCUCAGCAGCAGCAUGCUCCUUCGCAGACGCCUGCUUGGCAAAGCGCUAGAUGGGGGAGGGAGGGGAGGGUUACUUAAUUAGAGUGGGGUAGCUUAGUUCCGUAGCUACUGAGACCCUUGUUGAGUCAGGAAGGGGUGAGGGGAGGUGGGAUGGGGAGUAAAGCCCAGAGGGGGCCUGGGCCUCUGAGUGCAACCCCCAGUCUCCCUUGUCCUCAGGCUUUGGAGCCCCUGAAUUUGAGUUCAAUAAAAACCUCUCUGUGGUUAAAGA